AUGUCACAGCACCACAGCUCUGCUGUUCCCAUGGCAACAGCCUCCCCUAGUUAACCAGCCAGGGCGGAGACUGGGCUGCUGGCAGAGGUGGGGAGUGGUGAUUCCAGCUAACCUGGGUCAGUGACCCCUGAGACCCCACGUGGACCACCUUAGGACAAGAUUUGAUGGGUGUCUCACUACCUACCCAAUGAUUUCAAGACAGCCCUGUGGAGAGUGCUUCCUUUCGCCCAGUCAACUCCUGCCUCCCUGUAAUGAGUUCUUGGUGGUCUGGCUCAGUUAUCUGGAGACGCACACGGGCCUUGCACACUUUUCUCCAGCUGUCCGGAGUGGCCUGUGCCCUCCUGGCCUUGUAGGUUUGCCGUGACUCUCCUGUCGUUUCUGCGGGUGCCCCAGACCCUGCGGCCUCUGCUCCUUGGCUACAGCCACCUCUGCUUGCAAGUGUGUCGCAAAACUCACAGAAAUGCAGAGAGACGUGGAGUGGUCAGCCCAGCUGAGCCCCUUCUCUGAUGAGGAAGCCUUAGUUUUGAGGCAGAAGCCCGAACUGCUGCAGGUCCGAGACAAGGGUGACGUCACCCUGCAGCAGUGGAAAGCCCAGCAGCUGCAGCGCCUGGCGGAGGAGUUGAAGGCCGAGUGGCAGGAGGCCCGGCUGCAGCAGGUCAGAGACAUGGAACGCCUCUAUUUAGCCCAUCUGUUGGAUGAGGCAACGGGGCAGACCAUGGGAAGUGGCUUCAACGAACCCAACAAGAGAGGCUCAGUGAAACACAUGAGGGCUAAGGAGAGAAGCAGAGCAGCCUUCAGAGCCUUUAGGGAGGAGAAAGGCCGCCGCCUCCGCGAAGAGCGCCCCAGGAAACAACCCAAGUCCCGGAAGAAAGCCACGAAGUGCUCAGAGAGACGGGGCUCUACCAAAGCCCGGGGCCCAAACCCCAGUGAGAAGGGUAAAGGGAAGCGUGUGCCUUCGAGUAAGAGCAGUGCUGGCUACCAACCCCGGGUGAGCCGAGGGGCAGACCCAGGGGCAAAGCUCAACCCGCUCUUAGCCGGCGCCGGGGAAACUGACUGGGUUGAGGAAAUACAGAAGGAGAUACCCCGGGAGGGGAGGCGACCGAUGAGAAGAGGGACUUCACGCUUUUCUCAGAUCCUGAAUCAGAGCUCCAGAGACCAGAGCCCGCAGGGCGAAACAGCUGACUUAGAAAAGCCGUUGCCCCCCAGCCCCACCUUGAGACAGGAGGCCACGUCCCAGGGGGCGCCGUGCAAGUACAGCGGUAAGAACCAGUGGCACAGAGACAUUGAGUCAGCCUUCGAAGAAUUGUUUAACACGAACAGGAAGCUGAAGAAACAUCUGAAUUUGCACCUCGAACAGAGGCUCAAGGGGGACCACAAUCCAGAGGAGCCGCAGAGCUCCUCCGAGACUCAGGGUGAGGGCAGCGACACCCUGAGAGAGGAGAGUGUGGAGGAGGCGGGAACGACGGCUGAGGAGCCCGGGAGCCUGUUAGAUAUGGAGGCCCCUGAAAUGUGGUCCAAAACCAAUUUGAAACAGUUGCUAAGUAAGGCCGAGUACCCCAGAUACCAACAACAGAUGGCAAAGCACCUACUAACGAGUGAGAGCCUGCCACCUCUUCCAGAGGCAGGAGCAUCUGGCAAACAAGACAGCCCAUCCUCAGAAAGCCCAGAGCCAGGACAGGAGCCACCCAAGUCAGCCGCCGUGGAGGAAGAAAGCCUUAUUAAGCCCUACCUGGAGAAACAGGCAGGCUCUGUAGCAAGCUGGAUGGCUUUGAGACAAAAACAGAAGGCAGAAUUGGAGCAGAGAAGGCAAAAGACGUUGUUGGAGCUGACAGAGCACCCCAACAUGAGCCUGGAAAUCCAUUACAAGGCUGAGCUCGAGGAAGAACGCAGGGCGCGUAGGAGGAUGCGCUUGGCCAUCCUCAAGUCUUAUCCCUCUGGGGUCCAGGUCCCAGUCCCUGAGAAAACCACUCCCCUGGACAGCAGCCUUCUCGACGAGGACAAACAGAGCCAGAUGAUUCGUGACCUUCAGCAGCAGAUUUUAGAGCAAAACAAGUUACACAAGCAGUUUUUGGAAAAAGCCAGGAAACGCUUGCAAGAGUUUCAAAAAACAUUUUAAAGGCAGACCCACCCGAGAUCAAUACAUCCCUGAUGGCUGCUUUGCCUGAA
Molecule: messenger RNA, 2166 nt
Organism: Mesocricetus auratus (golden hamster)
Lineage: Eukaryota; Metazoa; Chordata; Mammalia; Rodentia; Cricetidae
Gene: Cep295nl
Product: CEP295 N-terminal like
Exons: 3
Coding region: 461-2116 (551 amino acids)
Biological process (GO): regulation of centriole replication
Cellular component (GO): centrosome; cytosol; centriole
Source: RefSeq, a predicted model, not a curated record